ACAUUCUGAAUUGUUGUUGUAAACUCAUGAUGAUAUAAAAAAAAACUAAACAGAUUCUGAUUUCCACAAUGAAAGAUCGUUAGGAAAAGACGAGGUUGUCCUUUAGAGACGAGGGCAUGUUAGUAAAUUGACAAGUAUUGAGCUCUCUCUCUCUCUUUCUGCUUCUUCUUGUAAUUCGACACUCAACUUUCGUCUCCCUGCCUUAAGAUCUCCUUCUCAAUCAAUAUAUCGGGUUGCCUGUUUCUUCUACAAGCUCGAUUAUAUGCUCUGCUUCUUGCAAGAAGAAGCUUUCAUUUUUAUUCGCUUUUUCUCCCUUUUUUGAAUAAGAAUGGAGAAUGGUGGGCAGUAUGCAAAUGGGUCUGAUUACUUAAAAGGAGCACACUCUAUGUGGAAUAUGCUGCCUCACCAUCAGAUCAAAGAGCAACACAAUGCCUUGGUCAUGAAUAAAAAGAUCAUGUCCAUCCUCGCCGAAAGAGACGCUGCUGUUCACGAACGAAACCAAGCCGUCUCCGCCAAAAUGGAAGCCCUCGCAGCUCGAGACCAAGCCCUUCAGCAACGGGACAAAGCCCUGGCCGAAAGAGAUAAAGCUUUGAUUGAGAGGGACAAUGCUUUUGCUGCCCUUCAACACCAUGAAAACAGUCUCAACUUUGCUUUGUCCGGUGGGAAGCGCUGUCAAGGAGGGGAUGAUGAUGAUGUUUUGUUCACUAUUGAUGAUCUCUGCCCUACUACAUCAACUAACACGACCAAGGCUAUCAAAAGGAAAAAAGAUAACAAACCAAAAGGAAAGAAAGUGGGUGAAGAUCUGAACCUUCUAGUUGCUGCUCCCGGAAAGAAAUGUAAAAAAGAUUGGGACACUAACCAUUUCGGUUUAAACUUGGUCACCUUCGACGAAAAGACUAUGCCCGUGCCGGUUUGCACAUGCACAGGCUCUGCGCAUCAGUGUUACAAAUGGGGUAAUGGAGGUUGGCAAUCGUCUUGCUGCACGACCAACUUGUCGCAGUAUCCAUUACCGCAGAUGCCAAACAAGAGGCAUUCUCGUGUGGGCGGUAGGAAAAUGAGCGGAAACGUUUUCUCCAGAUUACUAAGCCAUUUAGCAGCAGAAGGAUGUGAUCUCUCGUCUCAUGUUGACCUAAAAGACUAUUGGGCUAGGCACGGCACCAACCGCUACAUCACUAUCAAGUAACCAGCCUCAACUGUCUUCGGCUCUUAAUUCUUAAGUUUAGGUGUUUUGUCUAUGGUAAAACCAAAUAUGUUAAAUAUGUUUUUAUUUGAAAAACAAAUCUCAACUGUUUUCAGAUUACAAAAUCUUAAUUUUCAUUUUCCAGUUGGUGAUUAUAUUAUAACUUAAACGUUCACUUUA
Molecule: messenger RNA, 1360 nt
Organism: Brassica napus (rape)
Lineage: Eukaryota; Viridiplantae; Streptophyta; Magnoliopsida; Brassicales; Brassicaceae
Product: protein BASIC PENTACYSTEINE4
Exons: 3
Coding region: 329-1183 (284 amino acids)
Biological process (GO): response to ethylene
Cellular component (GO): nucleus
Molecular function (GO): sequence-specific DNA binding; DNA-binding transcription factor activity
Source: RefSeq, a predicted model, not a curated record